AGCUGGGAAACCACAGGCCCUGAGCGAUUGGCGGCCCUGAGCCCGGGGCCAGCCUCCGCCCUCACCCGGCACAUCCGCCUUGGGCCGGGCCCCCUCUGGGCAGCCCCAGCGCUGCCGACUCCUGCCAUGGUGCCUUGGCCCCACGGGGCGGAUGGAGCAGGAUCCCAAGCCGCCCCGUCUGCGGCUCUGGGCCCUGCUCCCCUGGCUGCCCAGGAAGCAGAGACCCAGGAUUGGCCAGACAUCUCUGCCUGCCCCUGGCCCUGGCUCUGGCCCCAGGCGGGACUCGGAUGAGGGCGUCCUCAAGGAGAUCUCAAUCACGCACCAUGUCAAGGCUGGCUCGGAGAAGGCUGACCCAUCCCAUUUUGAGCUGCUCAAGGUUCUGGGCCAAGGAUCCUUUGGUAAAGUCUUUCUGGUGCGGAAGGUCACCCGGCCUGACAGUGGGCACCUGUAUGCCAUGAAGGUACUGAAGAAGGCAACGCUGAAAGUGCGUGACCGUGUGCGGACCAAGAUGGAGAGAGAUAUCUUAGCUGAUGUAAACCACCCGUUUGUGGUGAAGCUGCACUAUGCCUUCCAGACCGAGGGCAAGCUCUAUCUUAUUCUGGACUUCCUGCGUGGUGGGGACCUUUUCACACGGCUCUCUAAAGAGGUUAUGUUCACAGAGGAGGAUGUGAAGUUUUACCUGGCUGAGCUGGCUUUGGGCCUGGACCACCUGCACAGCCUGGGCAUCAUUUACAGAGACCUCAAGCCUGAGAACAUCCUUCUGGAUGAGGAGGGCCACAUCAAACUCACUGACUUUGGCCUGAGUAAGGAGGCCAUUGACCAUGAGAAGAAGGCCUUUUCCUUCUGCGGGACGGUGGAGUACAUGGCCCCUGAGGUUGUCAACCGCCAGGGCCACACCCACAGUGCAGACUGGUGGUCCUAUGGGGUGUUGAUGUUUGAGAUGCUGACAGGUUCGCUGCCCUUCCAGGGAAAGGACCGGAAGGAGACCAUGACACUGAUUCUGAAGGCAAAGCUAGGCAUGCCCCAGUUUCUGAGCACGGAAGCCCAGAGCCUUCUGCGGGCCCUGUUCAAGCGGAAUCCUGCCAACCGGCUUGGGUCUGGUCCUGAUGGGGCAGAGGAAAUCAAGCGGCAUGUCUUCUACUCCACCAUUGACUGGAAUAAGCUGUACCGUCGUGAGAUCAAGCCACCCUUCAAGCCAGCUGUGGCCCAACCCGAUGAUACCUUCUACUUUGACACUGAGUUCACAUCCCGCACACCCAAGGACUCCCCAGGCAUCCCCCCAAGUGCUGGCGCCCACCAGCUAUUCCGUGGCUUCAGCUUUGUAGCCACCGGCCUGAUGGAAGAAGACGGCAAGCCUCGGGCCACACAGGCACCGCUGCACUCGGUGGUACAGCAACUCCAUGGGAAGAACCUGGUUUUUAGCGAUGGCUAUGUGGUAAAGGAGACGAUUGGUGUAGGCUCCUACUCCGUGUGCAAGCGCUGUGUCCACAAGGCCACCAACAUGGAGUAUGCCGUCAAGGUCAUCGAUAAGAGCAAGAGGGAUCCCUCAGAAGAGAUUGAGAUUCUUCUGCGCUAUGGGCAGCACCCCAACAUCAUCACUUUGAAAGAUGUGUAUGAUGAUGGCAAACACGUGUACCUGGUGACAGAGCUGAUGCAUGGUGGGGAGCUGCUGGACAAGAUCCUACGGCAAAAAUUCUUCUCGGAACGGGAGGCCAGCUUUGUCCUGCACACCAUCAGCAAAACUGUGGAAUAUCUGCACUCCCAGGGGGUUGUGCAUAGGGACCUCAAGCCCAGCAACAUCCUGUAUGUGGACGAGUCUGGGAACCCUGAGUGUCUGCGCAUCUGUGACUUUGGCUUCGCCAAGCAGCUGCGAGCUGAGAAUGGGCUCCUCAUGACACCUUGCUACACUGCCAACUUUGUGGCACCUGAGGUGCUGAAGCGCCAGGGCUACGAUGAAGGGUGCGACAUCUGGAGCCUGGGUGUCCUACUGUACACCAUGCUGGCAGGAUAUACACCAUUUGCCAACGGACCCAGUGACACACCAGAGGAAAUCCUGACCCGGAUCGGUAGUGGGAAGUUCACCCUCAGUGGGGGCAAUUGGAACACAGUUUCAGACACAGCUAAGGACCUGGUGUCCAAGAUGCUACACGUGGACCCUCACCAGCGCCUCACAGCUAAGCAGGUUCUGCAGCACCCAUGGAUCACCCAGAAAGACAAGCUUCCCCAGAGUCAGCUGUCCCACCAGGACCUGCAGCUUGUGAAGGGAGCCAUGGCAGCUACAUACUCUGCGCUCAACAGCUCCAAGCCCACCCCUCAGCUGAAGCCCAUCGAGUCGUCUAUUCUGGCCCAGCGGCGGGUGAGGAAGCUUCCAUCCACCACCCUGUGAGGGGCCAGGGUGUCCAGGCCGCAGGCCGGCGCUAGCUCGAUGGAGGCAGCCUACUUCCCAGAGGGAACAGACCUGAGGCCCAGGCCCAGAGGGAGUGGAGGCCCCAGGGACCCAGAAGCAUCCAGCCCAGAUCACCCCUAUUGAGGGUGUGAGAAGUGCCUUCUCCUUCCCCAGGACGGGCUCUUCUCAGCUCAGACUCUGCUGGUUGAAAUCGAUUCACUGUACAAACUCUUAUAUUUUUUUAAGGAAAAAAUGGCAUCAACUACCAUGGAUUUUUACAAGAUCCAUUUGCCUUUUUGGGAGCAAAAAUAGCCAAUGCAGUCCCAGGAGGGGCACUGAGUCACACUAGGGCUUUCUGUGGCUGAGACUCCUUAUUGCAGCUUUGGGGUUGUGCCCUGGGCACCAACACAGUUGGCCAUCUGUACCCAUCUGCACACACCUCUAAGGCAGUCUAGCAUCACCUUCCAGAGCCCCUGGCUGUUCGGCAGAACUUGCUCUAUCCCCAGUCAGUUCCUUUUCCGUUCUGUUCUGCUCGGGGUCUGGAAUUUCUUCCUACUGGAAGAGAGGGCCCAGGCCCUGCAGCUCCCAGCUCCAGGCACCAGAAUCUACGUCGACCCGCCAGUGGGUCCCUUGCCGUGAGGGGUCUGGAAAGCACUUUUGUCUGACUUCUGUGGAGUUUGCCACAGGACAGAGCUCACAGGAGGACUGUGGGGUGGCCAAGAGGGACAGGGGCUUUUCUUCAUUUCUUCCUCAGCUGGUAACUCAGGGUUCAUUUGUCCAUGGCCUUUCUAAUAAACUUGCAGUUGAGUUGAA
This is a messenger RNA of Manis javanica (Malayan pangolin), 3199 nucleotides long. It is a transcript of the gene RPS6KA1, whose product is annotated as ribosomal protein S6 kinase A1. The record is from RefSeq and is a predicted model, not a curated record. Gene Ontology annotation, molecular function: protein serine/threonine kinase activity; magnesium ion binding; ATP binding. NCBI's taxonomy places the organism in Eukaryota, Metazoa, Chordata, Mammalia, Pholidota, Manidae. Gene Ontology annotation, biological process: protein phosphorylation; intracellular signal transduction.